Cladophialophora carrionii CBS 160.54 is the source of this 1794-nucleotide messenger RNA. RefSeq lists its product as uncharacterized. NCBI's taxonomy places the organism in Eukaryota, Fungi, Ascomycota, Eurotiomycetes, Chaetothyriales, Herpotrichiellaceae. The record is from RefSeq and is a predicted model, not a curated record. The coding region runs from base 1 to 1794 and encodes 597 amino acids. The transcript has a single exon.
AUGGCCGACUCGAACUCGAACCCGGCCGGUGGUGGGACUUCGCUCAACCCGAAAGCCGCGGCGUUUUCCAUGCCUGCGCCUGGUGAAACUGUUCUCUCAAACGGGACCCCUCAAGCCGCGGAAAGUGCAGUGGCCAACGGGAAUGAAGAAGCGAAAGGAUCGAAGAAGACCAAGCCACGGCCGGACGCUGCCCCUCGGUCUACUACAGAGCAAAACAUUGCUGAAGCGGGGGCUGGGGUCAAACUGUCGGGUGCUGCGUUGAAGAGGCAGAAGGCUGCCGAAAAAGCAGCGAGGAGGGCGGAGAAAGUUGCUGCCAAGGGGGAGCAAGCCGUGGAAGAGAACCAAGCGCAAGCGCAGGCACAGGCACAGGCACAGGCUCAAUCAGGGACCGCGACUUCAGGCUCGAAGGGGGAGACACAAAGACGGCCGUCGACAUCCAAGAGGGAGAGCGAGACAGGCUCACACCACAAGAGGACACCAUCGGGCAAGGGCCUACCGAUCCGAGGAGGACCACAGCAACAGCAGCAGCAGCAGCAGCAGCAGCAACCACCCCAGUCUGCAGCCGUCGAGAGGGAGAAACGAGCCGAAGUCAAGCGCGUCCCCAUCUUUGCACACCUCUACCCAAAGGAAAAGAAAGCCACACUCUCGGGGGCGGGUCGAGAAAUCCACCCGGCCGUGGUAUCGCUGGGCCUUCAACUCCGCGACCAUGUCAUCUGCGGAGGCAACGCACGCUGUGUAGCCACGCUCCUCGCCUUCAAAAAGGUUAUCCAGACGUACACGACGCCGCCUGGCGUGGCGCUGUCUCGCCACCUGUUGACCCACCUGAACCACCAAAUCGCGUACCUCCGCAACGCCCGCCCGCUCAGCAUGUCCCAGGGGAAUAGCAUCCGCUGGCUCAAGAACCUGAUAUCCACCCAGCCCGUUGACACCACGGACAGUGAAGCAAAGUCCACCAUUUGCCAGGCCGUGGACCUCUUCAUCCGCGAACGCAUCACCCUCGCCGACGAGGUCAUCGCGCGGGAAGCGAGUGGGCGGAUCGAAGACCGAGACGUCAUCCUCACGUACGCAAAGAGCAGCAUCGUCGAGAAGACACUCCUCACCGCCCACCACCAGGGCAAGCAGUUCAAGGUCAUUGUGGUUGAUUCGAGACCCAUGUUCGAGGGCCGCAAUCUCGCGCGCAGCCUGGUCCGCGCCGGUCUCAAAGUGCAGUAUACCCUGCUUUCGGGCCUCUCGGACGUGCUAUCGUAUCACCCGCAGGGUGACGCGGUGACCAAAUGCUUUCUCGGCGCCUCUGCCAUGCUCGGGAACGGGACUCUACUCUCCCGAGCGGGCUCGGCCAUGGUGGCCAUGAUGGCGAAGGAGUGCAGCAGCAAGAACAAUGCGCGUGUCGUGCCUGUGGUCGUCCUGUGCGAGACGGUCAAGUUCACGGCAAAGGCCGCGCUGGACAGUAUCAUCCUGAACGAGGUGGGCGAUGCGGACGCGUUGGUCGAGGUCGAAGAGUUGAAUAUACUGUCUUCGACGAAACCAGCGACCACUCCUGCAGAAGCCGCCAAAGGCGGCAAGAAGCAGCAGGGCGGCCAGAAGGACAAAGACGAUGAGGAUGCGGAGGACAAGAACUCGUCAAGAGGGCUGGAAGGGUGGAAAGAUCAACCGAACCUCUUGCUCCUGAAUCUCAUGUACGACGUCACGCCGGCCGAGUUCUUGGAUCUGGUGGUUUGUGAGCUGGGCAGUCUGCCGCCACGAGCGGUGCCUGUGGUCAACGGCGUGCAUGGGGAUGAUCAGGCUCUGGCCUGA